AUGCAGAAAUACAGGAACGCCAUUUUUUACAUUGCUACCAUCGCCGGCUUUUCAGGAUUGAUCUACUUCAUACUGCACCGGGGGUUAUUGCUUGAAAAUAACAAGGUAGCGCAGUUCAUUCCGCAAAUUGACGCUUCCACCUGGCAGCAGUUCAAAGAAACCUUUCUGCACAAUAUUACGCACCCGCUGUCUAUAUUACUGUUACAGAUCAUUACCAUUAUCUGUGUGGCCCGCAUCCUCGGUUUUCUCUGUAAGAAAAUUGGCCAGCCAUCGGUGAUAGGAGAAAUCAUUGCAGGCAUAUUGCUGGGACCAUCGUUUGCCGCCACGUAUUUUCCGGAAUUCUCCGCCUUUCUUUUCCCGGAGAAGUCGCUGGGCAACCUGCAGUUCCUGAGCCAGAUUGGUCUUAUCCUUUUCAUGUUUGUCAUUGGCAUGGAGCUGGACCUGAAAGUAUUAAGAAACAAAGCCCGUGAAGCCGUGGUGAUAAGCCAUGCCAGUAUCAUCUUUCCCUUUGCGCUGGGUGUUACGCUGGCAUAUUUUAUUUACGCGCAGUUUGCGCCCGUCAAUGUAAAAUUCCUCUCCUUCUCUUUGUUCAUUGGCAUUUCCAUGAGUGUAACUGCCUUUCCGGUACUGGCAAGAAUAGUACAGGAAAGAGGCUUGUCGAAAACCAAACUGGGCACCAUUGCCAUUACCUGCGCAGCGGCAGAUGAUAUUACGGCCUGGUGCCUGCUGGCAGCGGUGAUUGCAGUAGUAAAAGCAGGUUCGGUGCUGAGUGCUUUUUACACCAUUCUUAUGGCCGCUGGCUAUGUUUUCCUGAUGCUGAAAAUAGUACAGCCCUUCCUGAAAAAACUGGGCGAUAAAUAUUCCAAUAAAGAAUCAUUCAGCAAACCGGUGGUAGCCAUUUUCUUUAUUACACUGCUGUUAUCUUCGUACGCUACAGAAGUUAUCGGCAUCCACGCAUUGUUCGGCGCCUUCCUGGCCGGUGUUAUUAUGCCUGCCAAUACCAAUUUCAGGAGCAUUUUUAUUGAAAAAGUGGAAGACCUGGCGCUGGUACUUUUGCUGCCUUUGUUUUUUGUUUUUACGGGAUUAAGAACACAGAUAGGAUUACUGAACGACUGGCAGCUCUGGAAAAUAUGCGGGUUGAUUAUAGCAGUGGCAGUAACCGGCAAGUUCCUGGGCAGCACACUGGCAGCAAGAUUUACCGGGCAGAACUGGCGGGAAAGUUUAUCGAUUGGUGCACUCAUGAACACAAGAGGUUUGAUGGAACUGGUGGUGCUGAAUAUCGGGUACGACCUGGGUGUACUGAGUCCGGAAAUUUUUGCCAUGCUGGUGAUCAUGGCGCUGGUAACCACCUUUAUGACCGGCCCCGCACUGGAUCUUAUUAACCGGUUUUUGCCUGGCCGGAAAAAAAUCCUUAUCCCCGCCAGUGAAGAGCAAUCUGUUAAAUACAAUAUUCUUGUUUCCUUCAGCAGCCCGGAGAAAGGCGUCUCUUUGCUGAAACUGGCCAAUACACUGGUAAGAAAAUCAGUGAGCAAUGCGCAUAUCACCAUGAUGCACCUCUCACCCAGCAAUGAGCUGAACCAGUUUAACCAGGAGGAAUACGAAAGAGAAAGCUUUGCGCCGGUAGAAACCGAAUCAAGGCGUUUACACCUGCCCGUGACCACCAUGUUUAAACCUUCGCUGCAGAUUGACAGCGAAAUAAGCCAGACGGCCAAUGCAGGUCAUUUUGACCUGCUGCUGAUUGGGAUAGGCCGCUCUGUAUUUGAAGGCACGCUGCUGGGAAAAAUACUGGGCUUCACCACUAAAAUCAUCAACCCCGAACGGCUGUACGAAACCAUCACCGGUAAGGAAAAACUGUUUGAUCAUUCACUGUUUGACGACCGUACCAAAAAUAUCAUUAAGAACGCCAGGGUACCGGUAGGUAUAUUUAUUGAUAAAGACAGUACUAAGAUUGAAAACAUAUUUAUCCCGGUGUUUUCUAUCAGCGAUAGUUUUUUACUGAUCUAUGCCCAGAAAUUAAUUCACAAUAACAAUGCGCGGGUGGUAGUGCUGGACAGUACAGGUGUUAUUAAACAAAACCCGGAAAUGAAGGAAGCCAUCCGUUCCAUUGAACAGAUUGCCCCCAAUCAUAUUGCCCUGUACAAUGAAAACAAAAUCAAUAAGGAUUUCCUGGGUGAGCAGGACCUGAUGCUUAUCAGCCUGGACAGCUGGCGGAAAGCGGUGGAAACACAAAGUAUAUGGCUUCCGCAAACACCCUCCACCCUUAUUAUUAAACCAUAA
Messenger RNA from Ostertagia ostertagi, 2277 nucleotides. The record is from the annotation of a GenBank genome assembly. NCBI's taxonomy places the organism in Eukaryota, Metazoa, Nematoda, Chromadorea, Rhabditida, Trichostrongylidae.